Molecule: messenger RNA, 387 nt
Organism: Mesocestoides corti
Lineage: Eukaryota; Metazoa; Platyhelminthes; Cestoda; Cyclophyllidea; Mesocestoididae
Source: the annotation of a GenBank genome assembly
AUGUGCACGUGCUGCCGAUUUUGGUUUGGCGUCUCGGGCGCAAGAGACUCCAACACCCGAAACAAUCCUCCUCAAGAUUCAACUCGCCCGCAGGCAAUGAAGCCAGCUCCUGUCAAAUCGGAACCCACCAAUACACCACAGGAGGAUGUUACGAAACAACCACGGAUCACCAGACCAUUUUCUAGAGUGUCUGUGGCUAUGAGCCAGAGUUGCCUGCCCCAAGACAUGGCUUUCGAGGUGGGAGGCCAUCACGACGAUGCCGUGGACUCUGUAACUUCCACAAUGACAGAGAACAGCGACGCCUCCUGGAUGGACAGAAGAAAUCGGGGCCUAAUGGUAGCCCGCCAAAAUACAUUCAACUCAGUGGAUGAAAUAUCCGAAGGAUGA